AUGCGCCUCACGCAAACCCUCGCCGCCGGCGCCGCCCUGGUCGCCGGCGCCUCGGCCGAGGGCAUCAACUGCCACGGCAGCAGCAACUGCGGCAACGUGGGCUUCAAGCUGUCGGGCCUGCGCAACACGGCCCAGGGGCUCGACGACAACCGCUGGUACCAGAACGGGCAGAAGAUUGCCUGCUGGCAGGCCCGCGACGGCUCCGGCUUCUGCGCCUUCCUGCAGAACACGGGCGGCAUCCCCGGCCGCGAGAUCAAGCGCCUGCUGCAGGAGCUGGUGAACCACGGCUGCGCCAAGUGCGGCAGCGUGCCCGUGUUUUUCCCGCAGGACAAUGAUAUCAACAGCCACGGGAUUCUGACGGUCAACUAUGUGAGGUCGACGGGCUGCAACGGCAUCUGCUGA
This is a messenger RNA of Hirsutella rhossiliensis, 402 nucleotides long. RefSeq names its product kp4 domain-containing protein. The transcript has a single exon. Lineage: Eukaryota; Fungi; Ascomycota; Sordariomycetes; Hypocreales; Ophiocordycipitaceae. Gene Ontology annotation, cellular component: extracellular region. The record is from RefSeq and is a predicted model, not a curated record. The coding region runs from base 1 to 402 and encodes 133 amino acids.